AACAGCAAGAACAUGGCCGGGAGAAGGGUGAUUGGUCUCUGUUUUGGAAUACUCUUACAAGUGAUGCUGGCGACCGCUGGCCAGGAUCGGAUGAGCAUGCUCUGUUCCGACGACGACACACCAGCCUGUGCCCAGAGCCGCGAAAAUGGAAUGUACUUUUUGUUCGCCAACGAGUGUGACCUUCGGAAGGCCCAGCGGGGCAACCUCAUGAAUGGCCCUCUAUAUGACGUUACCCUCCGCUUCUGCUUUCCCAGCUGCGAAUUUGAGUGCAGCUCAAGGUAUCAGCCAGUUUGUGGGAUCAGCUCGAAGUCGGGGGAACGAAAGACCUUCAGGAGUCGCUGCGAAAUGCUGCGAACCGCUUGCAUCUCCCGGUCGGACUGGAUGGUCCAUCAAUGGGGAGUGUGCCCAAAAGCCAACGCGGUGCCCCAGAGCAGCGAAAAGCCGCCCGUGCCCUGCACCAGGAUUUAUCGACCUGUAUGCGCCAUGUACGCGGGUGUCAAGUCAACCUUCUCCAACGAGUGUUUGGUGAACGCGGAAAACAUCAAGACCCAAAGAAACUGGCGCAUCGUUUCCGAGGGUCUUUGUGGCGAGGACAGCACCAAGAUGAAGCACAGUCGCAAGCAGAAGCCGAAGGCCAAGCCCAAGUCGGAUGCGGAGCGCACCAAGCGGAGCCACAGAGGCACGAGGCUGUCCACUCAGGCGGAAGACUUCCAGAUACCGGAGGACGCCGUGGAGAUCUACGCUCCCUCGACCUUUCACACGCAGUUCAUCAGCCAGUCUGGCGCCAUGGAGAAGAGCUACUCGCUACCCGCCAGGAAGCCCUAUGUCGUGCUCCCCCCCAAAACGAAGCGGCGAAUCACCACAAAGUCUUGUGUAUUCGGCAAUCAGCCCGUUUGCGGGAACUUAAGAGGCCAGAGUCGCACCUUUUCCAGCGUGUGUGAACUCAUGGAGUUUAGCCAAAAAGUCGGAAAUGCAUGGACCAUUGCCCACGAUGGAGCCUGUCGCCGCUGCGAUAAGACGUGCCCUACGGUGUAUCAACCUAUUUGUGCCACCAGAAACGGCAUCAAUCACACAAUCGUCAACGAGUGCUAUUUGGAGCGAGUGCGCUGCAAGGAUCCAAAAAGCAUAUGGAAGCUAUCCCACAGAGGUGAGUGCGCCAAACCAGUGAGCAACCCACGGCACAUUUACUCCACUGGUAAAAGUUGCCCAACGUCGUUGGUGCCAAGUGUUUUAUACGGAAAGAGCACCACCACACCACGAAGCCGCUUCAGGAAACCAGUACGUAGGUUCACAACCACAAGGACUCCAACCACACCACACAAGACACGUCAGCUGGCGAUGACAAAUUUCACAGCCACUUCGCCUUCCCUGGAAGCGAAUAAUCGCAAAAUACGCAAAAUUGAGCUAGCCGCUGCGGGAUUUGCGGGCUUGGGUGCGUCAAGCGGGUCAAAUUACCUGAGCUCUGAGGAAGAUGCUUUCUGGUCCUCUGAUGACAGUUGGCUGGUGCAGAAAACUCUCGAUAAUGUCAAGGGCUUACUUGGCAAUAAGCCUACUUCCUUUAAGAAGGCGCACGGUGGGAAGUACCCACUGUCCCAUUGGAUUGUCCCACCAAGGCAAACAAGUACUACCAGCACCACCACAGCUGCACCACCAGCUAAACUACCAGCUGUUCUCAGCAUGUCAUCCACGGAGCUAUUGAAUUUAGAUUUUGGAAACCUUGCCGGCGCUUACGAAGAAGCUGAUCACGAAUCGAUGCUCAUGCCGACCACUAAAGAGGACACCACCUCAACCUCAACCACGCCUGUGCCCAGCACCACUACUCCGCCCAACAUCACCGAACCUUCAACCACUGAAUUGCCCACCAGCGUUGACGUUGCCUCUGACUCGGCGGAAACGGUCAGUGAAGACUCCACCACUGAUUUUGGAGAAACGACUGAUCCAACGGGCUCAACGACCAGCAACGAUUCCAGCACCUCAGAUGCACCACAACCUUCGACCACAGAGGCGGAGGAGUUGAACAGCCAAACCACGGGGAGCGAGUCCACAACCACCGUGGCCUCCGACGAGCUGUCCACGACCACCUUGAAUGCGGACUACGCGGCGGAUGAGUCAUUUACCGAGUCCAGUGGUCAGACCUCCAUCUAUGGGCUCGACAAGAACUCCUUGAUCAUGAGGUUGCUACGUGCCAGAAGUAACCAAAACGUGCUCAUCUAGUUUAAGUUGUUGAUUGCUUACGUUUCCAAUAAAUACAAGACUUAAAUAUACAUACGUUC
This is a messenger RNA of Drosophila sechellia, 2273 nucleotides long. RefSeq names its product location of vulva defective 1. The transcript has 5 exons. The coding region runs from base 13 to 2214 and encodes 733 amino acids. The record is from RefSeq and is a predicted model, not a curated record. Gene Ontology annotation, cellular component: extracellular region. Lineage: Eukaryota; Metazoa; Arthropoda; Insecta; Diptera; Drosophilidae. Gene Ontology annotation, biological process: cell differentiation; multicellular organism development. Gene Ontology annotation, molecular function: protein binding.